AUGAAUUAAAUUGGAACUCGAAAAUAAUGUGAUAUUUGCCAGUAUACUAAAGAAAACACUUAUUAAAAUCCUUUUUGCAAACACAAUUAUUGUUUAAAUUGUGUUCAAAAACAUUCAAUCAUAAAAUUAUGUUAAGUAAAAGGCUGCAAUGCUUAAAUCUAAGUGAAUGAUAUGUCAUUGUUUUUUGAAGGAGGUAUGACAACUCUCCUAUGAAAAGAUUCAAGACCAAAAAAAGAAGAGCAAACAUAGUUAUUUAAUAAUAAUUCAAAUUUAAGUAUAUAAUAAAACUCUAGAUUAUAAAUUAAUAAUAAAUCUAAACAAUAUGCUUCUCCAAAUGAAUCCAAUAUCGAUUUUAAGUAAUAAUAAAUUAAGAACAUAAAAAUUGAACUCUCUGAUACUCAAAAUUAUUGUGCAAUUUGUCUGUUUUAUUUAAAGGAUGAAUUAUUAAAACAAUAAAUUCAAGUUAAUAAUAUACAUCCGAUUUUGGAUUGCUAAUUUCAUACAAUAUGUGUUGUUUGUUUUAGCAAAUAUUUUGCUUAUCAAAAAUCUAAAUAAUAUUUCUGUGAAAUAUGCUAAAGACUUAAUAAAUGA
Paramecium sonneborni is the source of this 591-nucleotide messenger RNA. Lineage: Eukaryota; Ciliophora; Oligohymenophorea; Peniculida; Parameciidae. The record is from the annotation of a GenBank genome assembly.